AUUCAUAUCUGUCAUGGGUGACGAGACUUGUGCAGGGUGACACAAACCAUGGACGUACAUAGUUCGUGCACAAACAGUACUAUUGUUGAAUCACAGGAAUAAGCGAACUAGCAAGAUGCUGAUAUAAGUGCCAUACUGUUUUGCAGAAACGUCCACCUGAUCCCUACAUAUGAGUUCAUUUAUAAGUCUUCUGAAAAGUGCAAUGGGUAGCAGUCCCAGUAGCGGCAGCAACAGUCAGCAAGAUGACGAUGACGGUGUUCUGGAGACUUUUGAGACAGUUGAACACGAAGAAUAUUUGAUUGUUGGAAAAAACACCAGUUCACAAGAUAUUCUCCAUCCAGCUAUUGAUCAGGUUGCUGCCGUGGAACCCCGUGGAUUUUCAAUGUUUAUGACUUGCACAUCCUCACCCUGGACAGGACCAGCUGAAGCAGACUUGAUGAUGUCUAGCAACAUGCAACACUCUUCUGUUAAAGAUAUACCGUUUUUAGUAAACCCAUGUCUGGGAGAGAGAGAAAGAAUUUGCAGCAUGCUUAACCACCUUGAUUUAGAGAUAAGGCAGUUUGACUGGGCCAAGUAUCUGUAUGACUUUGAAUUUGAGCAAAAGGUGUUGAGAGAUCUAAAUAUUGGCUACCAUUAAGCAUUUAGUUCUGAACACUUUAGGCAUAAACAGUAAUAAAUAAAUUAAAUAAGCUGUAGACUGUGGUUUCAGGGUCACAGUCAAAAAGAUGUCAUUUUUUGUUGUUCACUGCAAGUAGUAAAUGUGUGUAAAGUAAUCUUGAGAGUUUUCUAAUUUGUUGGUUUUUUUUAGUUUUUAGAAAUGAUUGUAACACCAGUUUGUACUGGAUAUUGACCAAAGUUGGAUUUGUUAUCAACCUGGAAUAGAACACUAUUUAAAGAACUCUGCAGGUUUUCAUUGCUGGUAAUUUAUAUUGAAAGUGUCUUGCUGGUGUGAGUGUCGUCUCACUAUUUCCAGCUUGUGUUUAAAUGUGCAUGUGCUUUUUCCACCAAGAUUGUUAAUCUUUAUUUUAUUACCAUAUCAUGAAUGUAAGAUUUUUUAAAACAUGUACUAAUUAUUGACUACAUUGGUGCAAGUGUGUGUUUAUGGAGAAAGCGAUGCAUAGAUGUGUGACUUGGUUGCCUUAGUUUGUACAGUAAAGAGCAUUUCAAAAAACAGUGA
This is a messenger RNA of Pomacea canaliculata, 1177 nucleotides long. RefSeq lists its product as uncharacterized. Bases 170 to 637 code for a protein of 155 amino acids. The transcript is spliced from 3 exons. The record is from RefSeq and is a predicted model, not a curated record. NCBI's taxonomy places the organism in Eukaryota, Metazoa, Mollusca, Gastropoda, Architaenioglossa, Ampullariidae.